Anopheles funestus (African malaria mosquito) is the source of this 1232-nucleotide messenger RNA. It is a transcript of the gene Cpr97Eb, whose product is annotated as pupal cuticle protein 27. The record is from RefSeq and is a predicted model, not a curated record. The transcript is spliced from 4 exons. The coding region runs from base 332 to 991 and encodes 219 amino acids. Gene Ontology annotation, cellular component: chitin-based extracellular matrix. Gene Ontology annotation, molecular function: structural constituent of chitin-based larval cuticle. Lineage: Eukaryota; Metazoa; Arthropoda; Insecta; Diptera; Culicidae.
GCGCCGUAUUUGCGUACGAUCUGUUUACAAACAAACUUUGCCAGCGGUUGCGAACGCGCCACCGCACAUCUAGAUAUCUCGGGAUCAGUCCAAUUUUGGAGCUUGAGUUUGGUCGACUUGUACAGUACAGUGUUUCGGUGCAGGUCAUCGACGCAGCAGCCAACAGCAAGCAUCAACGGUUACAGUAAGUGGAAGAACCGGCUCAAACGAACCAGCAACCAGCACAGACAGUCAAUCUCGCUACCAGCCAAGCGCAGCACAAGCGGAGGGUCCCUGUAAAACGCUUUUUAUCUUCACCGUAUCUUCACAUCCACAAGACAAUCAACCAAAAAUGAAGUCUCUGUUACUACUCUCCGCGAUAGUGACGAUUAUUGCGGCCCAGAGAGACUACACCACGCCGGUGCCCAUCCUAAAGCAGAUCAACAGACACAACGAGGAUGGCAGCUACAGCUACGGUUAUGAGGCGGCAGAUGGUACGUUUAAGAUCGAAACCAAGUACCCGAACGGUGAGGUGCAGGGCAAGUACGGUUACGUGGAUGACGGUGGUAAGCUGCGUGAAAUCGAGUACGGCGCGAGUAAUCGUGGUUUCGAGCCGCAGGGUACGGACAUCAACGUCCCACCACCAACGUUGAGCAACAGCAACUACCCACCGCUUGGCCCGAACGAGGAAGACGAUGGUCAGUAUCGGGAGGAUCCGAGCAUCUACUACAAGGACUCGCGUUACAACUCGAAACCGGCACCGUACAAUGCGCGCCCAGCGCCGGUAGCAUACAACCCAGCACCGCAGCAGUACUACCGCAACACGGCCGCACCGGAGGCUGCCCCAGCGACCUACCAGCCGCAGCCCCAGCACCGAUUCCAGCCGCAGCCACAGCAGCAGUACUAUCAGCCGGCGGCACCCGUGCCGCAGCAGCGUGCCGACUACUGGCAUCCGAACGCAAAGGUGGACAUCAACACUGGCUCGUACUCGCUCAGCUACACCGGCAGAUAGGCAAGAUGGGUGGCAAGGCAAAAUUGCACAGACAAUCCAAAUCAACACAGACACACACUCCAACUCCAACUCUAAUAUCCUAAGUCAACGUGAUGUCUCCCAUAGCGAUGUACCACCCAAUCACCAAUAUGGUGCGACAUUAGGUUUCAUCCACUCCACUCCUGUUCCAAGCUAAGUCAACAGGGAGGGGUGUGCGCAAUAAAGUGGUAGAGAACGAUUUUUCCCCCUCAAAAAAACAUAA